Molecule: messenger RNA, 4432 nt
Organism: Acanthopagrus latus (yellowfin seabream)
Lineage: Eukaryota; Metazoa; Chordata; Actinopteri; Spariformes; Sparidae
Gene: fhip2a
Product: family with sequence similarity 160 member B1
Exons: 18
Coding region: 221-2455 (744 amino acids)
Source: RefSeq, a predicted model, not a curated record
AUCGAUCGUCCUCAGUAAUUAUACUCGCGCGUGUGUCUUGUGUUCCCGCGCCCCCUGCUGGCCGAAAGGAGGAGCUCGUGUUUGGCGAGGGAAGUGCCACCGUGUCCAAAGGUCAUUAUAUGAAACCUCCAAUCUGGAUCGCGGCGGCAACAACAGGAAGAAGAAGAUAGAGGAAUUCUCUAGGUCUUCUCGGGAGAAAUUAGUCCAGUCGAAGAACAAAAUGUUCUCCAAAUUUACGUCCAUACUCCAACACGCUGUGGAAGCGCUUGCCCCAUCGCUGCCCUUGCAGGAGGACUUUGUCUACCACUGGAAGGCCAUUACACAUUAUUACAUUGAGACUUCUGAUGACAAAGCUCCAGUUACAGACACCAAUAUCCCAUCCCACCUGGAACAGAUGCUGGACAUCCUGACCCAGGAGGAGGGGGAGAGGGAGUCUGGAGAGACAGGACCCUGCAUGGAGUAUCUCCUACACCAUAAGAUCCUGGAGACUCUCUACACCUUAGGCAAAGCAGAUUGUCCUCCGGGGAUGAAGCAGCAGGUUCUUACGUUUUACACAAAGCUGCUAGCACACAUUCGUCAGCCUCUCCUGCCACACAUCAAUGUCCACAGACCUGUACAGAAACUAGUCCGUCUGUGCGGGGAGGUGCUGGCUGCUCCUACAGAAAAUGAAGAGAUUCAGUUUUUGUGUAUAGUCUGUGCGAAGCUGAAGCAGGACCCGUACCUUGUCAACUUCUUCCUCGAGAACAAGGCAAAGAAACCUGAGAUAAGGAGACCUGCGGGGAAUGAGGUGGUGAAGGAGAAUGUGUUUGCUCCAGACACUGGUCAGUCUCCAACUGAGGGACAGGCUAACUGCUCAGAGGAGCCCCAGGCUGCAGCGGCUGCCUCCAACUCCAGUCCAACUACCAACAACAACCACAGCAACAACUACAAUCUUGUUAGCUCCCUGCUCAACCUCACAAAGAGUCCUGAUGGCAGGAUAGUGGUGAAGGCAUGUGAAGGCCUGAUGCUGCUGGUCAGCCUACCAGAGCCUGCAGCUGCCAAGUGUUUAACUGAGAACACUGAGCUCUGUGAGCUUCUGACUGACAGGCUGGUCUCCUUCUACAAAGCACUGCCACAGUCUAUCGACCCCUUGGACAUUGAAACUGUCGAGUCAGUCAAUUGGGGUCUGGAUGUAUAUAACCUGAAGGAGGAUGCUGCUGUCUUCACAGGGAAGAGGGCUCUCAUCUCGUUCCUGUCCUGGCUAGAUUACUGUGACCAGCUCAUCAAGGAGGCUCAGAAGUCAGCAGCUGCUGUGAUGGCAAAAGCAGUGAGAGAAAGGUUCUUUGUUUCUGUUAUGGAGCCGCAGCUGAUGCAGACGUCCGAGGUGGGCAUUCUGACCUCCACGGCCCUCCUGAACCGGAUCAUCAGGCAGGUGACAUCAGAGGCUCUGACGCAGGAGAUGGUUUACUUCCUGCUGGGAGAUGAAAGAGAGCCUGAGACUUCAGCUACUAUCGCCCAGAAUCCACUCAGACACAGGCUCAUUGAGCACUGUGACCACCUGUCAGACGAGAUCAGCAUCAUGACGUUGCGGCUGUUUGAGCAGUUGAUCCAGAAGCCCAACCAGCACAUCCUCCACAGCUUGGUGCUGCGCAGCCUGGAAGAGAGGAACUACCUGGAGAACAAACCGCAGGAGGAGCGGGAACCCCUGGAGAAUGGGCAGCCUCAUGAUGCUGUAGAUCUUGAGGAGGAUCCACUGUUUGGCGAUGACGUCUCUCCAGAAAGUAGGCUAUCGGGUUCCGAUUGGCUCAGUUCCUCCUCUCCACCACAGAGUCCCGACCACUCAAAGUCUGACGGGAAGACGGAGGUCCACAAGAUUGUCAACAGUUUCCUGUGUUUGGUGCCCGAUGAGGCAAAGUCAUCAUAUCAAGUUGAAGGCACGGGCUAUGACACCUACCUCAGAGACGCACACAGACAGUUCAGGGACUAUUGCGGGGUCUGCCAGCGGUGGGACUGGAGGGGAAGUCCAAAGCCUUUUGAGAAGUGUAACCUGGACAUCCCUUUCUUCGAGGGCCACUUCCUCAAGGUUCUCUUCGAUAGGAUGGGUCGCAUCCUAGAUCAGCCCUACGAUGUCAACCUGCAGGUAACUGCUGUGCUGUCCAAGCUGUCUUUGUUACCACACCCCCACCUGCACGAGUACCUGCUGGACCCAUACAUCAACCUGGCCCCUGGCUGCAGAUCUCUGUUCUCUGUCAUCGUCAGGGUGGUGGGAGAUCUCAUGUUGAGGAUUCAGCGCAUCCCAGACUUCACACCCAAACUGCUGCUUGUGAGGAAGAGGUUAUUGGGUCUGGAGCCCGAGGGCAUCACGAUCGACCACAUGACUCUACUGGAGGGCGUGAUCGUGCUGGAGGAGUUCUGCAAAGAGCUGGCAGCCAUCGCCUUCGUCAAAUACCACGCGGCUUCCUCCUCCUCACCGUAAUCUUCCUGCUGUUCAACCAUCUGCCGCGCAGACAGGUCAAGAUUAAACAGGGCCUUUUGGGGUGUGGCAGUAACGGUGGCACAGGGUCGGCAGAACUUUACCACUAGCUGCUCAUCCCUGCAAGACUGUUAAAGCCCAACACGGACGGGUUUCAUCGCCUCUUGGGCUCCACCAUAAAUUUAAAAAAAAAAGUCUUUGGUCUUGUUCUUGAGCAGGUCAGAGCACAGACACUGCCCAGCCAGCAGAGGAAUGAGAGGAGGGAAGGAUAUAGGUUGAGGUGCAGAGAGAUGGUCACUGGACUCUUUUCACCCCCCCCUCCCCACCGUCUUCUUCCUCACCAGCCAAAAGAUGAUAGCCCUGUAAUUAUCCUAUCCAGGAGAAAAGAUGUUUGUGUAUUUAUUUCCUGUCCCAUUGUCGCCCAUUUGUAAACAUCAUUGCCUUAGUGUGGGAUCACACCUUUCAGUUACAGAAGAUUGUUUCCUUUUGAAACAUUUUUUAUCUUGACUCCUCACGUGUUGUCUGUUUGAAGACAAGAGGCUGUGUAGAGAAAAACGCCCACCACCUUCAACCUCUAUACGUACCUGUAGUUACAUACAUAUUGAACUGCAGUAUUAACGAUACUGCACUCAUAUUUUAUAUGCCAAGUCCACUUAUUUAUUUGCUUUCAGGUUGCCUUUUAAUCUAAUGUCAUAUUAAGAAUAAUGCAUUUAAAACAGUCCAGGUAAGGACCGACUAAGCAGAUGCUUCUUACUUUUCUUUUUACUUUCGUCUUUCCUCAGUUUGUCUGUAAGUGCUCUCAAAGCUCUAAUGUAUUCACCCAAAGAUGUCACCAUCCAUCACAUGCAGUUUUGCAAAUUAUGUGAAUUUGCACACAGAUCUCAUUGCGUUGCACUCGUUACAUUUUGCUUUGUUCGGCUGGCUUUUAGGAAACAUCAAGAUAGUUAUGUGGUAUUGUAUUUCCUUUAGUUCCGAAAUGUUGUUCUCCAGACCCAGUGUUGCAUUUCUCACGCCCCAGUGUUUAUUUUAUCCAAGGGAUACUGUGUUAUCAUUUUUACACCAUUUAUAUCUCAAUCUUUUGUUUGUUCUCUGGAUGGAGGGAUGCAGAGGAGAUGUUUAUAUUGAGCAGUGUCUUUAAAACCAUCAUUCACUUAAGACCUCCUGUGGCAUCUAACAUUUAUCUAACAUUUACAACUUGAUAAGCUUUUGAUCACUUACAUACUGCAAGGAACUUUGAACUGGUUAUGAAACAGUUUCAGUUCCAUCCUAAUCUAACCAUGCCUCUGUAUGACUUAGAUAAGCAAACAAGACAAUCGGCGAGAAUAUCAGCUAUUUCUCUAUAGUUCUUAAUGGCUGUCAUUUGAUUAUCCAGGUUGUGUAAGUAAAAAAAAAAAACUUUUUUGUUACAGAGUGCUGAAGAUGAUGUAGAACUUGCACAGGUCUGCCAGAAUCAACAAAAAAUUGAAGUUCCUUCUAGCCACUUUGAAGCUUUGUGUUCAACCAGUUUGUGAUAUUAACAUCUCAUUUUGUUAUUUUUUAUUUGAAAUGAUCAGAUCUCAUCAUGUUCACAACUCUUAAAAUGUAUAAGAGUAUCUCAGUUUGGAUGUGUGGAAACACCGGCUCACAGUAUCCUCUGGGUUCCUCCUCCAUCGGUUAUCAUUAUCAUGAGGUGUUGCAUUUACUAGCAGUGUUACCUUUUCAGUCUGACCUUGAAUGAUGAGGAAACACACUCACAGUGUUGUGCUUUGUUGGAACAGGAUGUUUGGCUUCAUGUUGAAUGGAUAUCUUCAGUGAGGGACUGAUUACCUAAGAUUUGAAUGAGUAUAAUCAAGAUGCUACUCAAUGUAACUUUGAUUAUGGUGUUGUUUUCACAGUGUGAAUGUGUCCAUGAUUGGUGAGCAUGUUUGUGUGUGAGUGUAAUGAUUUAUUGUUGCUGUGGAGAGUGGACAGUUAUUCAUUGAAAGCCAUGAGUUUCUGGUC